GUGGAGCGCGCGGCGCCGGGCGCUCGGCCAUGUCCGUGGAGAGCUUGGGGCCGGGGCCCGGGCCGGGGUCCGAGCCGGGGCCGCUCUGCCCAGAGCACGGCCAGGCUUUGAGCUGGUUCUGCUGCUCUGAGCGACGGCCCGUGUGCGCCGCCUGCGCGGGGCUGGGCGGCCGCUGCCGGGGGCACCGCAUCCGCCGGGCCGAGGAGCGCGCGGAAGAGCUGCGGAACAAGAUUGUGGACCAGUGUGAGAGGCUGCAAAUACAGAGUGCUACCAUCACCAAGUAUAUGGCUGAUGUCUUGCCAGGGAAGAACCAGAGAGCAGUGAGCAUGGCCAGUGCAGCACGGGAACUGGUCAUCCAGCGGCUGGGUCUGGUGAGGAGUCUGUGCGAGAGCGAGGAGCAGAGAUUGCUGGAACAGGUGCAUGAUGAAGAGGAGCGGGCCCACCAGAGCAUCCUGACGCAGCGAGCACACUGGGCCGAGGCGCUGCAGAAGCUCGAUGCCAUCCGCACCAGCCUGGUGGACAUGCUUACCCAUCUGGAUGACUUCCAGCUGAUUCAGAAGGAGCUGGAGAUUUUUGAGCGGACCGAGGAAGCAGAAGGCAUUUUGGAUCCCCAGGAGUCAGAAAAGUUAAACUUUGAUGAGAAGUGCACUCGGAGCCCACUACUGACCCAACUCUGGGCGACAGCUGUUCUCGGGACCCUCUCAGGCACGGAGGAUGUGCGUAUUGAUGAGAGGACUGUCAGCCCCUUCCUGCAAUUGUCAGAUGAUCGAAGGACCCUGACCUUCAAUGCCAAGAAGUCCAAGGCCUGUACAGAUGGCCCGGAGCGCUUUGACCACUGGCCCAAUGCCCUAGCCACCCCUUCCUUCCAGGCUGGGCUGCACGCCUGGGUGGUGAACGUCCAGAACAGUUGUGCCUAUAAGGUGGGUGUGGCCUUAGGCCAGCUGCCCCGCAAGGGUUCAGGCAAUGACUCUCGUCUGGGCUACAAUGCCUUCUCCUGGGUCUUCUCCCGCUACGACCAGGAAUUCCGUUUCUCACACGGUGGGCAGCACGAGCCCCUGGGGCUGCUGCGUUGCCCAGCUCGGCUGGGGGUGCUGCUGGACUUGCAGGCACAGGAGCUGCUAUUCUACGAGCCGGCCUCAGGCACGGUGCUCCACACCCACCACACAUCCUUCCCUGGACCCCUCUUCCCAGUCUUUGCUGUGGCUGACCAGACCAUUUCCAUCGUCCGCUGACCUUUGGCCAUGGAGAGGCCAGGUCUGCCUCCCCACCACCUUUUCAGGCCAUGUUUCUACCCAGUGUCCCUUCCUCAAAUGUUGCCUGUGCCUAAUGGGCAGUUUUAGGAGGGGUUCUACGUACAAUGGUUAAAUGCUGGGUAUCUGUGAGGAACCUGCUACAUCCCCGGGCUUGGUCUCCAGAAUCCACCAUGCAUCUGCCCCUUUGAGGGUCUUGUUCACCUCUUUAACUCUGGCAUCCAGCAUGGUGACUGGUGCAUAGUGAGUAUGCAAUAAACAUUUGGCAAGCGAGCGGAUGGUUGGAUGGAUGGAUGGAUGGACGGGUGGGUGGACAGGUCACUGAGUGCAUGUGGUGGAUUCUUCUGGAGAAUCACCAUCCCCAGUAUAAGCCGUUCUCUGGCAGAAAAGCCUGUGACUGAAGCUCUUUCGUCCCCUUAAUUCAGUGCCUCUCAAUCCUUUUCAUGACAUGGCACAUAGAGAAACUAUUUUUCUAACACACAAAACAAUCUGGAAGGGAUUUAGAACUCCUGCCAGGCUGCUGCUGGCCAGAGGACUGUGGCCUGGUGGGGGCUCUAUCCUUCCCCAGGUCCUGCCUGUCUACUCAGAAGGCUCAGGGGAUCCUGUCUCCAGGUAACCUGUCUGCAACACACCCACCGGCCACGCAGCCUCCAGCCCGUGACCGCCUGUAGAAAAAGGGACAAAUCUUCCCCCAACUGCAGCUGAGUGCCCCCACCUAAGCCUUCUCUUACAUAAUAUGGAGACGCGGGGUGAGGUCUUCAAACCAGAAAGAGCUGAGGGAGUAAGAGGGCCAGCCUUAGGGAACAUGUACUUUAUUAAAGUUUUUAAAAGAUUGAAA
Camelus dromedarius (Arabian camel) is the source of this 2088-nucleotide messenger RNA. It is a transcript of the gene BSPRY, whose product is annotated as B-box and SPRY domain containing. The transcript has 6 exons. The record is from RefSeq and is a predicted model, not a curated record. Gene Ontology annotation, biological process: protein ubiquitination. The coding region runs from base 30 to 1232 and encodes 400 amino acids. Gene Ontology annotation, cellular component: cytoplasm. NCBI's taxonomy places the organism in Eukaryota, Metazoa, Chordata, Mammalia, Artiodactyla, Camelidae. Gene Ontology annotation, molecular function: protein binding; zinc ion binding; ubiquitin protein ligase activity.